GCCCGGCCCCCAAUUCCCCUAGCGAGAGGGGGAGGCCCCCGGCGGCCCGGAGGCAGCGAGCCGUGGCGGCACCCGAGCGCAUUCUGGGGCGCGGCGGCGCGGGGGCGAGCCCGGCUGCGGAGGCUGCCGUCGAGAGCGUGGAGCGCGGGGCGCGAGGGCUCGGCAGCGUGCGUGCACCCGAGGGUCCGCCGCUUCGGGCCUGGGAGAGGCUAGGUGCCCGCAGCCCCCCACGCCCGGAGAGGAAUGAGGUGCGCCCUGAGAGCCCGGUAGCCUCGGAUCGCGGCGCUGCAGACGCGGUGAUGGAUGAGCCGUGGUGGGAAGGGCGCGUCGCCUCGGACGUCCACUGCACCCUGCGCGAGAAGGAACUGAAGCUGCCCACCUUCCGGGCCCACUCACCGCUCCUGAAGAGCCGCCGGUUCCUUGUGGACAUCUUGACCCUGCUGAGCAGCCACUGCCAGCUGUGCCCCGCGGCCCGGCACCUGGCCGUCUACCUGCUGGACCACUUCCUGGAUCGCUACAACAUCACCAGCUCCAAGCAGCUGUACGCCGCGGCGGUCUCCUGCCUCCUGCUCGCAAGUAAAUUCGAGGAUAGGGAAGACCACGUACCCAAGCUGGAGCAGAUAAACAGUACGAGGAUCCUGAGCAGCCAGAACUUCACCCUCACCAAGAAGGAGCUCCUGAGCACGGAGCUGCUGCUCCUAGAGGCCUUCAGCUGGAACCUCUGCCUGCCCACGCCCGCCCACUUCCUGGACUACUACCUCUUGGCCUCUGUCAGCCAGAAGGACCAGCACUGCCACAGCUGGCCCACCACCUGCCCCCGCAAGACCAAAGAGUGCCUCAAGGAGUACGCCCACUACUUCCUGGAGGUCACCCUGCAAGAUCAUAUUUUCUACAAAUUCCAGCCUUCCGUGGUCGCUGCGGCCUGCGUGGGGGCUUCUAGAAUUUGCCUUCAGCUUUCUCCCUACUGGACCAGAGACCUGCAGAGGAUCUCAAACUACUCCCUGGAACAUCUCAGCACGUGCAUCGAGAUCCUGCUGGUAGCGUAUGACAACGUCCUCAAGGAUGCCGUCACAGUCAAGAGCCAGGCCUUGGCGAUGGUGCCCAGCACGUCCCCAGCCCCCACCCAAAUGCUGUUCCAGCCACCCGCCUACCCCACCCUCAGCCAGCCGACGCCGGUGGCCCUGGGGCAGUUCCAGACCCCUGUGCAGGACCUGUGUCUGGCCUAUCGGGACUCACUGCAGGCCCACUGUUCGGGGAGCCUGCUCUCAGGAGGCACGGGCUCCUCUGUCCACACCCCGUACCCCUCCCUCCAGCCCCUGGACGUGUGCCCCAUGCCCCUCCCUGCAUCCCUCAGCAUGCAGAUGGCCAUUGCGGCCGAGCCCCGGCACUGCCUCGCCACCACCUACAGAAGCAGCUACUUCAGCGGGAGUCACGCGUUCCCUGCGGGCUGUUUUGACAGAUAGGGCCCUGUUGGGCCUCCCGGGGAGGCCUCGGGGACCCAGGCAGAGGAAGAGGAUGCUGACGAGGGGGGCUCAGCGGAACAAGGCCACUGGGGGGCCAUCCCUGCAGAGCCUCGUUGCCCUGGAUUGGAAAGGGUCUGUGCUCUUUUUAAGUAAAACGGACCCGGAGCAGAACAGUCAAUGAGAUACCUCACCCAAGAGCAUUCCUCUGGAAAACGUCUUCCACACGUGCCUGCAGUACAGGGGGAUGCUCGGUGGCCAUCCCCUGGGGCGGGGGCCCGGAGAAUCGAGAAACACCUGGUGAGAGGCCAGGAGACUGGGAGCUGGAUGCAGACACCAGUCUACAGACACACAUCCGGUGUUCAGCAUCAAAGACUCCUGUAUUUGCCGACGGCAGCUACACCACUGAAGAAGAAGGGGCAGUCUGACGUGUUCUCAGGACCCCGAUGGAUCGGUGGGGGCCCGUGCAGGGGCCCGUGGGUGGGUGGGGCCUGCGCGUCUGCCUUCUGAGGCCCGGUGGGUAGCUGUGUUGCCUUUACUGUCGAACCGUCCCCCCCUUUUAGACUUUUCACAUGCUGCUGCUUCCCGAAGUGACCUAGCUCUCUGUUCAGUAGGAAGUCUUGUUUACAUACUGUAUCAGGGAUUUUGUGAUACUUGAAAAUUCCUUUGGAGAAAAACAAUGUUGGUUGUCACACUGCCUGUCUCAUGCGCGGGCUGUAGGUUUCUGUCUCGGCUUGUGACUGACCAGUGGGUGACGGCUCCCUUUUCAAAAGCAUACGUACGGUUGGGGAGAACCACUUUCCAGUCUCUGGGUUCCAGAAGAUUCCACAUUUUGGAUGCCGUGUUCACCUGUAGAACCAGAGGUAAAAGGUGGCUGAAGGGUAGACAGAGGUUCUACCUCCUCUGCCUGCUUCUAGUGCUUGAGUUUAAAGCUAGGCUCGGCCUUGAGUUUGGCUGAGAGCAAAGGGUAAUCAUGUGGAAUGUGUGUCUGAGGCCAGUUGCAUUUGGGGAGGGGGGUGUACGGUGUAUAUGCCACCACCAGCGACAGGCAAGCGAUCAUUCGGAUCAAAAGCCAGUAUUUGGGUUUCUGCCACGAGGGGGCUCUCAGGACCACUCGGGGGCCAUGUGCAAUAUGUUCUCUGGACUCACGGCCUGUGCUCAGUGUGGUGGUGUUGGUUUUUUUUUGUUUUUUGUUUUUUGUUUUUUUCGGUUGGAUCGGGGACACAUUGUUCACCCAACAGAACUGAGAGGUGCGAAGAACCACAAAAGCAUUUUUCCGUAUGUUUAUUUCUUAAGAAGAACCCACGUGGGUUUUGCCGACUCCCUUGCCAGUCCGGGGGACCGGCAAGUGGCUGCCAGCGCGCGGCGGCGUGCUGCUGAGUCGGCCCGCAGGUGACGUUCCCAGCAGGAGAAAGCCCCCGCAUGGGAGCAGGAGGAGAAGAGACUGGGCGUGGGUGUGGCGCUGCCACUGGGUCACACUCACAUAGGAAACCGCACGUUUGUUUGUUUUUCUCUUUUUCCUUUGCCAGCCUCCUAUUUAUGUACAACCGGUUUGGAUUUCAAGUGAUGGUGUCUGUCUGUUCUGCGGCUGGGGGCUUGUGAGGGGCCCCCAGUAAAAGGCGCCCUGCAAUAAACACGUC
This is a messenger RNA of Phyllostomus hastatus (greater spear-nosed bat), 3100 nucleotides long. It is a transcript of the gene CCNJL, whose product is annotated as cyclin J like. The coding region runs from base 300 to 1463 and encodes 387 amino acids. Gene Ontology annotation, cellular component: nucleus; cyclin-dependent protein kinase holoenzyme complex; cytoplasm. The record is from RefSeq and is a predicted model, not a curated record. NCBI's taxonomy places the organism in Eukaryota, Metazoa, Chordata, Mammalia, Chiroptera, Phyllostomidae. The transcript is spliced from 6 exons. Gene Ontology annotation, molecular function: cyclin-dependent protein serine/threonine kinase regulator activity. Gene Ontology annotation, biological process: mitotic cell cycle phase transition; regulation of cyclin-dependent protein serine/threonine kinase activity.